AUGGCGCUGCUUCCGGCGCCACAGCAAGCUGCCAAGCCUGCGGCCGUGCUGGUGACCUGCUGCGCUCAGGGGCAGCGGGCCCCAGAGGACCGGCUGUCGCCCGCAGAAUUGCUGCCAGUCGCCGCUGAGACCUGCGUCGCAGUGGCGGCCCUUCACGAUGCCGCCACUGUGCACAAGGACUUGAAGCCCGCAAACUUCCUGGUGGCGGCGGACGGCCACCUGUGCGUGGGUGACCUGGGCGUUUCUGACGACGCAUCACACCACGCGCUCUCCGGCGCCGGCACAUGGUUCUUCCAGGCGCCGGAGCAGCGCUACAGCACGACUCGGCUGGGCAGGAUGCUCCACGCCCUGCGCAUCGCGCUCGCCGACAUGGCAGAGCGGCUUGGCUUCCCCUGCGACAGCCGCCCGGUGGACGUGUGGGCGCUGGCGGUGACAUGGCUGACGAUUUCGCUGACAGUUGACGAGGUACUGAGGGUGAUGAAGACGGCCCACGCUGGGAAGCCUUUGCAGCUCCCCGCCUACGUUCCUGCGGCGCUGGCCGACCUUCUGCAGCGCGGCAUGCUUGUGAAGCGCCCGUCGAAGCGCUUCACCAUCAGGCAGGUGAUGGCGCAUCCCUACUUUGCGCGCGUGAGUUGGCGGCAGGCAGAGGCGCGCCGUCUGCUGUUGCUCGACCUGAGGGCGCUGGCAGCCCAGGGCCGCGAGUACAUACAUGCAGGCAGUUCGACAGACGUGAUGCGUGAGGCGGCGUGA
Monoraphidium neglectum is the source of this 750-nucleotide messenger RNA. RefSeq lists its product as hypothetical. The transcript has a single exon. NCBI's taxonomy places the organism in Eukaryota, Viridiplantae, Chlorophyta, Chlorophyceae, Sphaeropleales, Selenastraceae. Bases 1 to 750 code for a protein of 249 amino acids. Gene Ontology annotation, molecular function: ATP binding; protein kinase activity. The record is from RefSeq and is a predicted model, not a curated record. Gene Ontology annotation, biological process: protein phosphorylation.